Messenger RNA from Lolium perenne, 9204 nucleotides. The record is from RefSeq and is a predicted model, not a curated record. NCBI's taxonomy places the organism in Eukaryota, Viridiplantae, Streptophyta, Magnoliopsida, Poales, Poaceae.
CGGGGUCGUGCUGCUCUGGAAACUGCACUCUUCGUCUCAUCAGCCAUCACGGCCUCGGCCCCGGCGGUCGGCGCCACCGCGCAACUGUCUGUUAACCCACUCCAUACAGAGAACUCCUCUCAAACUUUUCCACCACUGCCACCGCGGCACUCAUGGCCUCAUGGGCGCGCCCGUCCUCGCGUUCGGAAGUGCGCGCGCAUGUUCGCAUGCCGACCGGUCCAAGCCAUGGCCUUCCAGCGCGGCUGCGCCCUGGGCGUGUUCGAGGAAAUGCCGCACCCGAGAACCUGCAGCCAAAGUCUAUGCAGGGCCAACGCGUUGGUCGGCGAUCACCGUCCCACCAUCCCGUCGUCUAGUGGGCUCAUCUUUGCCCACGGGUCUCCCCUGGCGCCUUGGCGGGUCACCCUCACUGGUCCGCAGCACACUGACACAGUGGUAAGGAGGAAGUGCUUAUUGCAGUCAUGCAACAGUUCAACUGUGUGGAGCCAUACCUGACUCAAGGGCUCCCAUAUUUCACGGCUGUGUGGACCUGCUUUGAGCUGCCAUGAGAAGGGCCUGUGCGUCUACUGAAGCUUGGAGGGAUCCUAUUGUUACUUGGUAAAGUUAGCUGGUUUUGGCCUGCUUUUGCUUUUGCUCCUGCCACUGCUGUGCUGCGGUAGGGAGAUGGCGGGGUUUGUUGGCACGGUAGUUGACGCAGCAAUAGGAUGGAUGGUGCAAAGCAUCCUCGGCAGCUUCUUCACUGGACAGAUGGAAGCAUGGACUCGUGAAGUCGGGCUUGAUGAAGAUGUGGAGAAGCUCAAGUUUGAGAUGAAGAACGUGGAAAUGGUUCUUGCUGCUGCCGAGGGAAGGAGGAUUGACAACAAGCCUCUCGCCCAGUCGCUGGAUGAUCUCAGUGAGCUGCUUUAUGACUCAGAGGAUGUGAUGGACGAGCUAGACUACUACCGGCUCCAGCAACAGAUCGAACAAGGAAAUGGUUCUAGUGUUCCUAGUGGUUUUAAUCCCGAAGGAAGCCACACGUCAUCAUCCACUCCAUCUUCUGCUUUUGAAUUCGUAUACAAUGCCACAAGACAAGUAACUAGUUGGGCAUCAUGCGAUAGAAAGAGGAAACGGGAAGAUGAGGGGCCAGCUCAUAGCACCUUGCUCACUAUUGAGGUUAAACAUGACAUUUCUAAGAGGAUCAAUAGAAUAGUGAAUCAUUUGUGCACUAUUGGCAAUGCUGUACAGAGAGUUCUUCAGCUUGUGAUCGCUCACCCCAUUACAACACCAAGUGAGAGUCGGAUUAUUGCUAGGAAUGCCCGCAUGACAACCUCUGUUCCAAUUGAAAGUAAGGUAUAUGGGAGAGAUGCAGAGAGAGACAUGAUAAUAGACAUGUUGAUAAACAAGGGAUGUAAUGAUCUGAAUGUGUUGCCAGUGGUUGGCAUUGGUGGUGUUGGGAAGACGACACUUGCUAGGUAUGUAUACUGUGAUCAAAGAACUACAGAUCAUUUCGAUUUGCAAAUGUGGGUUUGUGUAUCCACGGACUUCACUGAAAGAAGACUUACACUUGAGAUUUUAGAGCAUGUAUGUAAAGAUAGACAAGAGUAUGAAAAUAUAAGCAAUUUUAAUGUACUACAGGAGAUCCUUUUGAAGUACAUCAGAAACAAAAGAUUUCUACUUGUAUUAGAUGAUGUGUGGGAAGACAGGGACAAGAGUGGAUGGGAUGAACUGUUAGCCCCAUUGAGGCAUAGUCAAGUAAGUGGCUGCAUGAUUUUAGCAACAACUAGAAGAAAAUCAGUUGCAAAAUUGCUAGGAACAAUGAUUGAAGUUGAAUUGAAUGGUCUGGAUGAAAAGGACUUCUGGCUUUUAUUCAAGGCAUUUGCAUUUGGUAAUGAGAAGUACGAGGGUCAUCCUAGUUUGCAAUCUAUUGGCAAACAGAUUGCUAAAGCAUUAAAGGGCUGCCCACUAGCUGCACAAAGUGUUGGUGCACUUUUGAAUACAUGUGUUAGCUAUAAGCAUUGGAGGACAGUCCAAGACAAAUGGAAAUCUCUUCAAGAAGAUGCUGAUGACAUUUUGCCCAUCUUGAAGCUCAGUUAUGAUUACCUACCGGUCCACCUUCAGCGCUGUUUCUCAUUCUGCUCUUUGUUUCCAGAGGACUACCAAUUUAAUGGAGAAAAAUUGGUCUGUGCUUGGAUAUCACAGAAUUUUGUGCAGUGUGAAGACCCUACCAUGAGAUUGGAAGAAACAGGGCAGAAAUAUUUGGAUAGAUUAGUGGAUUUAGGUUUCUUCCAAAAGGUUGGCUUACGCUAUGUUAUGCAUGACCUAAUGCAUGAAUUGGCAGGUAAAGUUUCAUCACAUGAAUGUGCUACUAUACAUGGAUUGAAAGCUGAGGCAAUUCGACCAAGGGUUCGCCAUUUGUCAAUCAUAACUACUGCUUUUGAUAAAGACCGUGGCAGUUUUCCUACUGAGAUGUUUGAGAAAGUACUUCAGAAGAUUGGCCCUUUGCCAAAAUUGAGGACCUUGAUGUUAUUUGGGCGAAGCAGUAUGAGUUUAUUGGAGUCCUUGCGUACUUUAUGCAAGGAGGCAAAAUGUUUACGGCUCCUAAAUUGUUUUGUGACAGGUGCUGACAUCAGCUCUAUAAUCAGUUUGUUAAAUCCAUGCCAUGUUCGCUAUCUUGAAUGUGUUUGUGUUGCCAGCACACAAACAUGGUUAUACAGAGUCUACAAGUACAAUGUGUCUCCUCAAGCUUUGACAAGAUUUUAUCACCUUCAAGUAUUGGACGUGGGUGUUUCAGGCAAUUUUGUUGUGCCCACUGAUAUGCAUAAUCUUGUUAAUUUGCGCCAUCUUGUUUCUCAUGAGAAAGUGCAUCGUGCAAUAGCUUGUGUUGGCAAAAUGACCUCUCUCCAGGAACUAAGAUUCAAGGUUCAAAAUGUUGGCAGUUUUGGGACAAGACAACUUCAGUCUAUGAAUGUGCUUGUAGUACUUGAAAUUUCUCAACUUCAAAAUGUGAAGACUAAAGAAGAGGCGAGUGGGGCCAGGCUGUUAGAUAAAGAGCAUCUAGACAAGUUGUCCUUGUCAUGGGAGGAUAGCAGCAUGUCCCUUCAACCUGAAACAGCAAAAGAUGUGCUUGAAGGUCUUCAACCACACGAGAACCUCAAAACUCUAGAAAUAACUGGAUACGGUGGUGCUACCUCCCCAACCUGGCUUUCCGGUAACUUUUCAGUUAUCUCACUGCAGAUACUUCAUUUAGAGAAGUGCAAGGAAUGGCGAAUUCUUCCAACUCUUGAAAUGCCUUUCCUUAGGAAGCUGGCAUUGAUCAGGAUGUUAAAUGUAAUGGUAGUCGCAGUUCCUUCCUUGGAAGAGUUGAUCUUGACCGAUAUGCCAAAAUUGGAAAAAUGUGUUGGUUCUUAUGGAAUGGAAUUGACUUCCCAUCUAAAGGUUUUGAUUAUCAAGAACUGCCCUCAACUGAAUGAGUGCACUCAUUUCCAGAGUUACUCUUCUUUCGACGCUGAGCAGAAAUCGUGGUUUCCGUCACUCAACAAACUCUCCAUCGAGCAUUGUCCUCAAAUAAUCAAGUGGGAAAUGUUUCCACUAAGAGAAAUGGCGGCCCUCAAGGAGUUGGAGCUGAUGGGCCUACAUGAUGUGAGAGAGUUGGCAGUCCCUUCUCUGGAGAAGUUAGUGUUGAUUCAAAUGCCAAACCUGGAAAUUUGUGGCAGUCUAACAGAUUCUCCAUCUUUGCAAUUUUUACCUUCUCAAGGAGAUCAAAAGAGAUGGCUAUGUAGUAUCCGUAGACUCACCAUCCAUGAUUGCCCUUGUUUGAUAGUGUCACAUCCUCUUCCGUCUUCUGAGUUGUCCAUCAUGGGAGUUCCGGCACUUCCAAAAAUGAGUAUAAAACAGAGAAAGUUCAGUAUCGAAUCUAAUGAGUUGAGUGUGUUGGAUGACCGUUUCUUGGCAUUCAGUAACCUUAGGGGCAUAACAUCGUUGCACAUAAGAAAGUGUCCAAAUCUGGUAUCUCUUUCAAGUGAAGUUUUCAGCCAGCUCAGUGCCUUAGAGAAUUUAAGUAUAUACGACUGCCCAAAUCUGGCCAAGUCAAACAUUAUGUCAGGAGUUGUUGUGGAAAAUAGUAGGUCUGUAAGAAGCCUUCUGCUACCAUCUCUCAAAUUGUUCGUCAUGGACAGAUGCGGCUUAACAGGGAGCUGGCUAACACAAAUGCUUUCACAAACGCAGUCCCUUGAGGUGUUGGAAUUAACUGCAUGUCCAGCGAUAAAGUAUCUAUCAAUCAGUGAACUUUCAGAAACCGAAGGGACCAGCAGUUUGGUUUCAGGAGUGAUGACGUCAUCCCAAGAUGAACAUCAAUUGAAGCUGCCAUAUAAUCUCCUGUGUUCUCUCAAGAGGUUAUGGAUUCAGCGCAGCCUGGAUCUGGAGUUCGUUGGGGGUAACAAACACUUCGCGGGACUUACCUCCCUUACAGAGCUAGUCCUUCAAGAUUGCCCCAAGCUGGUCUCAUCGCUGGUGGGUCACAUGGGCGAAAGGAAAGAUGAUGGUAACAUGGAUGUUGGAUUACUCCCGCCAUCACUUGAAGGCCUGUCGAUAAGUUCUUUCCAAGAAAAUUAUCAGUCCUUCACUCCCGAGGGACUUCUCUGCCUCAAAAGGUUAAGUCUCGCGAACAGCCCUUGUUUGAAGUAUGUACAGCUGCAUUCCUGUACAGCCCUAGAGGAGCUGCGAAUCUGGGGGUGUGUCCAGCUGGCUGCACUGGAGGGCUUGCGAUUCCUCACCUCCCUUCGAAUUUUGCAUAUGGAGAUGAAUCCGGAUCUGUCUUGUACAUGGGAGCUCAAACUGCAGGAGCAAGAGAAUGAUGGAAGUCAAAUUCAGCUUCUCCCUCCCUCUCUUAAAGAACUUAGGAUCUGGAUGCUCACAGAUAGGGUCCAGUCUGGUCUCCUAAGCUGCCUCCCCAACAUCACCAGGUUAAUGAUAUCACGAAGUCCAGAACUGACGUCUCUACAGCUGAGAUGCUGCACAACACUUCAAGACUUGGAAAUUAGAAACUGUGAGUUUCUUGCUUCGGUUGAGGGCUUCCAGCUCAUUAGAAGCCUGACAUCCUUGAGACUAUCUUACUCCCCCAGCCAACCUUCCUGUUUGGAGCUCGUGUCUCACCAGCAUGGGGCUUGUGAAAUCUGGUCUAGACUGAGAAUUCUUGAGGCUAGUGACGCGUCUGUACUUUCUAUGCCCUUCUGCAAACAGCUCACAUCUCUAACGCACCUACAGUUCACAUCUUGGGAUAGUGAACCGAAAGACAGCAUGGUGAGCCUAACAGAGGAACAAGAGAGAGCACUGCAGCUUCUAACCUCCCUGCAAGACCUUACAUAUUGGAAACACCCGAAACUCUUAUCGCUUCCUGCAAACCUACAUAACUUGACCUCCCUCGAGAGCUUAUCCAUCACUCAUUGUAGCAGCAUCACAAGGCUUCCAGACAUGGGCCUCCCACCUUCGCUCAGACACCUUCAGUUAUCCUGUUGCAGUGAGGAGCUAGGUUCACAAUGCAGAAUGGCAGCAACGGAGAAGCUAAAGGUCAGGAUUAAUAGUGAGCGAGUGAAUCCAUCAGCGAUGCACAUAUUGCUGAGGUUUGCCACCACUGGCACAAUCGUGCCAGUGAGGGAGAACAGUUCUUACAAGAAGCCUGAUCACAGCUCUAGCAGUACUGUCUUUAUUAGAUGCUUUGAUUCAGCUCUUGGGGAGGAUCAGAUCAGAAGUUCACUUCUGCAACAUUUUAGCUCAGGUGGAGAGAUCACAAGAGUUUCAAGUCCGAAGGACUAUGAAACUGGUGCAAGCAAAGGGGAAGAAGACCACUUUCGGGAUGCUACUUCACCGUUCGUUUUUCUAACUAACGUUGUCCAAAUCAUGCUAUAUGCGUAUAUACACUAUAAGUUUGAAAUCUAUAAAAAGCAAUCCAUGCAUACCACCGCUCCUACACACCAGCCUAAUUGGCACUUGUCAACCAAACAACGAAGGGGGCGAGUGAGAGAGAAAGAGAGAGUAUUCAUGGAUCUCGUAACAGGGGCCAUGGGCUCCCUUCUCCCCAAGCUUGGCAAACUCCUUAAUGAGUACAAGUUGCAGAAGGGCGUCAAGGAAGACAUCAAGUCUCUGGAGAAAGAGAUGAAGAUCAUGCGUGCUGCUCUUCACAAGGUGGCAGAGGUGCCACGGGACCAACUUGAGGAGGGCAUCAAGAUCUGGGCAGGGGAGCUCAGGGAGCUGUCCUACAACAUGGAAGACGUUGUAGACAAGUUCCUGGUGCAUGUCAAUGGCGAGAGCUCUGACCCCAACUCCAACAAGAUCAAACAGCUUGGGGAUAAUAUUAUUGGCUUGUUCACCAACUGGAAAUCUUGUCAUCAGAUCGCCAACGAGAUCAAGGACAUCAAGAACCAAGUCAAUUAUGUGGCCAAACAACAUAAGAGGUACAGGGUCAGUGGUAUUGUUGCUGCUAAUGUAGCUGCUACAACAACAACUUUUGAUCCUCGUCUACCUGCUUUGUACAACAAUGUAUCUGACCUUGUUGGCAUCAAUGAGCCAAGAGAUGAGUUAAUCAAGAGGUUAACAAACAAAAAUGACCAAAUAGAGAUAGUCUCUAUUGUUGGAUUUGGAGGCUUGGGCAAAACUACUUUGGCUAAAGCUGUAUAUGACAGUCUCAAACCACAAUUUGAUUGCACGGCCUUUGUUUCCGUGUCGCAGACUCCUGAUAUGGUAGGGAUUUUCAGGAAGAUGCUACAUCAGCUUGAUAAGAAAAACUAUGCCCACAUCAAUGAAGCAUCGCGCGAUGCAACAGAGCUCAUUGAUGAACUCAGAAUGUUCCUCCGAAACAAGAGGUACCUCAUUGUUAUUGAUGAUAUAUGGAACCUACAAUCAUGGAUAGAAAUCAAACAUGCUUUGAAUGAGAAUAGUUGUGCAAGCAGAAUAAUCACAACAACUCGUGACCUUGAUAUUGCUACAAAUGUUGGUGGUUCUUUUAAGAUAAAUCCCCUUAAUCUAAAGAGCUCAAAAACCUUAUUUUGUGGAAGAAUAUUUGGUUCUGAGGAUAAAUUACCUCGACAUUUGGGUGAAGCGUCCACAAAGAUAUUGGAUAAAUGUGGUGGUGUACCACUAGCUAUCAUUACCAUCGCUAGUGUAUUGAAUGUACCUAGUAAAAUCCAAAACCAAGCAGUGUGGGAUAAGGUGUGUGCCUAUAUUGGUUCUGGACUUGAACAUAGUCCUCAUGUGAAGACCAUGCGGAUAAUAUUGUCCCUAAGCUAUUACCACUUACCCUAUCAUCUGAGAACUUGCCUAUUGUAUCUAAGUAUAUAUCCAGAAGAUCAUGAGAUCCAUAGAGAUGACUUGAUAUGGAAAUGGAUAGCCGAAGGUUUCAUCCAACAUAAAAAUUCAGAUGAUAGCUUAUUUGAGGUUGGACGCAGUUACUUUACUGAGCUGAUAAAUAGUGGCAUGAUCCUGCCGUGCAUAGAUUUUAAAGGUGAUGUAACACAUUGCCGUCUGCAUGAUAUGGUGCUUGGCCUAAUCUGUUCAUUGUCUAGUGAAGAAAACUUUGUUACUAUAUUGAAUCACAGCGGUGGUUGCGGCAUAUCUUCACCCGUCAAUGUUCGCAGGCUGUCAAUCCAAAAUAGAAAUGAAGAUGAUCAAAGGAAGCCACUUGCUUUCAUGAGUAAAUCACAAGUGAGGUCUGUUACUACCUUUCCACCUGCUAUUAAUCAAAUGAUGUCACUGUCGAGAUUUGAUGUUUUACGUGUAUUGGAUCUAAAUGGAUGUCAUCUGGGGAAAAGCAAAAACCUUAACCUCGAGGAUGUUGUGAAUUUAUUUCACUUAAGGUACCUUGGUCUUGCCGGUACAAAUAUUUGCCAGCUCCCAGCUGGAAUAGGAAAUCUGCUAUUUUUGCAGGUGUUGGAUGUAAGAUACAAUUCCAACCUAAAAGAAUUACCAUCCAGUAUCUGCAAGCUGAGAAGAUUGAUGUGUCUACUUGUUAAUGGUUACCGCACGAGCCUCCCUGAUGGGCUGGGAAAUCUUACAUCCAUGGAAGUGUUGAAAAAGAUCUGUGCCACCCUAAACAUUGUGAAAGAGUUGCGCAAGCUAUCAAUGCUAAGGGAGCUCAAAGUUAAGUUUGAGCGUAAUGCAAGCCUAGAGUAUGGGGAAGCUUUUCUUGAGUCUUUACGUCACCUGAAAAAUAUCCAAAGUGUAAUUAUUCGUGGGUAUUUCCCUUCCAUGGAUCUCCUGGAGAAAAGUUGGCUGCCACCUCAGCAGCUCCGCGCAUUUGAGUCGGUCAGGUGCGGAGCAUUCUCUGGGGUGCCGGAGUGGAUAAAGAGGGAUCCACUGUGUCUCUCGGACCUCGCCGAGUUGGUAAUUGGCUUCGUGGAACUACGAGAGGAGGACCUACUGAUCCUUGGGAGGUUGCCAGUUCUUCGUCGUCUCUGGUUGUGGAGUGCCAAGCAAACGCCGAAGGUGCUGUCCAUUGGCGCUGAUGGUUUCCACUAUCUAACAAGCUUCACACUAUACUGUGAAUCACCCAGGCAGAUAGUGUUUCAGCGAGGCGCUUUUCCAAAGGUUGAGGGGGUUCUCUUUAACUUCAAUGUCAAGAAGGAAAAAGAUGAUGGCAAUGGCGAUUUCUACUUCGGCCUGCUGAACCUCUUAUCCCUUGGGCAGGUCACUGUGGGAAUUGAUCGUCAUGGUGUCACACUUGCAGACGUGAAGGAUGCAGUGGUUGCAUUGAGGCAGACAGUUAAUGUCCAUCCCCUUCAUCCUGUCAUCACCUUUGAUAUUAGGCCGCUUAUACAACAAGAGGAGGCACAGAGGGCAAGUGAAAUGAAUCCAGAGUUUUUCUUUGAUGAAGAACUGAUUAGAGAGCAAAGGAAGCUCCCGGGGAAAUUUCGUAAAUUCCGUGCAGAAACUACCUAGUCAGAUUCAAUCUCCACAAUUUAAAUUCAGGGAACAUUAUCCCAAUUAAAAUGAAGCGGCAAUGAUGAAUCAACAUGUACACUAGAUUUCACAUAGAGUUUUAUUUUCGUUUGGAAAGCUUCACAUAAAGGGUACAUGCAAAAUUGUUGACCCUGCUGAGAUCCAUCAAGGAAACUUCUGAUUGCAAUAUGCCGCUUUCAGUUUGCACCUCUUGUUAUCUGCAUUUUCCUGUUAAGUGUUGUUUCUUCAUACGCAUGUAUGUACACGUUCGUUUAUCAAUUCAGUGCCCUCUGUGUAAGG